AUGAGAUUUAAAACUUCGAUUCGGAACGUUUCGACUUUUACCAGUACGUAUUUCCAGCGGGAGAAUUAAACGGGAUCAAGACUAUUGUUAAUGGAGAUUUAGAGCUCACCUCAUGCCUUGUGUCUAUCGGAAAGAUAGCAUGGCUUCGACUCGACGAGGACGAAAUCCGCUUCACGCUCAUGCCCGAUCAGGGUGUUCAAGUCUUUGCGUAUAUAUACACAUCCUCCCUCCCACCGUUCCAACAAGCACCUCACCAAGCUAACCAUUAUACCUUCCAGUAACCUCGCCAUCGUCAGCCCCCCCCCCCCCUCCCCACCUCUUCCAAUAACAGCUAACAAGCCCAACCAGCAAACCCUCUUCGACUCCUACAUAAUCACCAGCGCAAACUCCAACAUCAUAAACCUCGAAGUCCCCCUCUCCCCACUGCACCGCGCACUCCGCUCCUGCGCCUUGGCCUCGGACGCAACCCUGCGCCUGACAAAGCGUUCCUCGGACAACGUUCCAAUCCUCUGUCUGACAAUAACGACGACGACAAACACCCUCGUGACCCAGGAAAUCCCCGUGCGCGUGCUCUCGCCCGCCAGCGUCGCCAACAUCAAAGAGCCCACAUGUCCGGAGCCCGACGUUCACAUCAUAUUACCGGCACUGCACUCGUUGCGCUCAAUCGUCGAGCGCUUCAACAAACUAGACGCAUCCAGGAUCUCUAUCGCCGCGAACAUGAACGGGGAGCUCAAGAUGCGCCUGGACGGGAACGAUAUGGUCAAGGUGGAGAGCGCGUGGACCGGUUUGAUGAACCCGUUGCUGGAUCCGGAGCAGGUUCCCGGCGGCGUGGAGAACCAUCCGAGCACCACCAGAGAGAAAUCGGCCUUCGCGUGGGUCAGGGUUGAUGGGAAGGAGUGGGGGAGGGUGCUGAAGGUGGGCGGCAUCAGCAGGAGGGUUGUGGCAUGCUUUUGCGAGGAUCAUGCCUUGGUGCUCUACGUCUACUUGACGGACGAGGAGGACGAGCAUUCCGCCGUCUUGACCGCAAGUUUCCCCCUCCUUCCAUUAUGCCCCCCGGGUUUGCAGGAUUCACGCUGA
This is a messenger RNA of Tuber aestivum (summer truffle), 1077 nucleotides long. The record is from the annotation of a GenBank genome assembly. NCBI's taxonomy places the organism in Eukaryota, Fungi, Ascomycota, Pezizomycetes, Pezizales, Tuberaceae.